AUGCCACCAAAACUCGGAAAACGAAAGCGCGUCACUCGCGAGGAGAUCCAGCAGCCAUCACGAUCGCCGCCAUCGCCGGGACCACAGCAGUCGGACAGCGAGGAUGGAGAGGACAUGCGGGAUGCGUUUCGCCGGGCGUUCGAGGCGAAGUUCAAGCCAUUGGAUGUAGAGCCUAAGAAAAAGAAAGUCAAAGAAAUUGAAGAGGUGGAGGAAGAAUCUGAGGCAGAAUCAGACUGGUCUGGCAUCGAGUCCGCGGACGACAACAACGAUGGGGUCGAAGUCGUUGAGUACGCGGAUGCCGCACCAGUUGACGAGCAAGAGCACCGGCGGGAGAUGAGAUCAUUCAUGUCCUCAAAGCCCCCCUCCGCCUCGACCGCCCUCUCCAAGUCCGCCCCCAAAAAGCCCACCAAAGAAGCCGACGACCCAACCGAAACCGCACACCUGAAAAAUGACCUCGCGCUCCAACGCCUCCUCCGCGACUCCCACCUCCUCUCCUCAACUUCCACGUCCGGCGUGUCGACGCCCACGCUCGACGCGACGGGCGCCUCGCGCCACAAGUCGACAGACCUCCACCUGUUGUCCCUCGGCGCGAAGGGCUCCAUCCACAUGCAGAAGAACAUGCCCAUGUCGCAUCGGAAGGGCAUGGCGGUGAAGGCGAAGCACAGGGAGGACGUGCGAAGGCGAGAGGCGAAAGAGAACGGUAUCAUUUUGGAGAAGGAGAGGAGGGCGAAGAAGUUCUCGGGCGAGAGGGAUCGCGGGGUCGGUGGUCCAGAUGUUGGGACGUUCAAGGGCGGGAUGCUGAAGUUGAGUAAGAAGGAUUUGGCGGAUAUCAAUGGGGUGAAGGGUAGUUAUCGUGGGAAGGGCGGGAAG
Messenger RNA from Aaosphaeria arxii CBS 175.79, 870 nucleotides. RefSeq lists its product as uncharacterized. Gene Ontology annotation, cellular component: nucleolus. The record is from RefSeq and is a predicted model, not a curated record. The transcript has 2 exons. The annotation marks the transcript as partial. NCBI's taxonomy places the organism in Eukaryota, Fungi, Ascomycota, Dothideomycetes, Pleosporales. Gene Ontology annotation, biological process: maturation of SSU-rRNA from tricistronic rRNA transcript (SSU-rRNA, 5.8S rRNA, LSU-rRNA).